Messenger RNA from Colletotrichum gloeosporioides, 240 nucleotides. RefSeq lists its product as uncharacterized. The annotation marks the transcript as partial. The transcript has a single exon. The record is from RefSeq and is a predicted model, not a curated record. Lineage: Eukaryota; Fungi; Ascomycota; Sordariomycetes; Glomerellales; Glomerellaceae.
GUUCUUCUUCUACUUUCAGUCUUCUUAGCAGCGCCACCUGCCGUCAAUACUGGCCCCUUAAGCUACAGCAUAUGCCAAGCUGGUUGCGCAGGCGUCGUAACAGCCUGCUACGCCGCUGCUAGAGCGGUUUGGGGGGCAACAGCUGGUGUCGCAGCUGCUCCCGCUGUCAUUGCAUGCCACGUAGCGUUCAGAAAGUGUCAAGCUGCAUAUGCUGUGGUGGCUUUAGCUCCAAUCCCUUGA